GUGGCGCUGCCCGCUCGGCCCGGCGCUCCUGGAGCCGCGAGCCGCCGCCGCGGUGAGCGCACCUGCCCCUCCUCCGCCAGGCGGGCCGCGGGGCAUGCAGCGGGCCGGGGGCGGGGCUCUGAGGCCCGGGCGCAACUACGGGCUCCCAGGCAGCCUCCGCCAGCUGGACCCCGCCGCCCUCCUGAUGCUCCUCGUGGACGGCGACCGGCCGGAGCCCAUGCGCAGCGGAGCGCGCGAGCUCGCGCUCUUCCUGACCCCCGAGCCUGGGGCCGAGGCGAAGGAGGUGGAGGAGACCAUCGAGGGCAUGCUCCUCAGGCUGGAGGAGUUCUGCAGCCUGACCCACCUGAUCAGAAGUGAUACUUCACAGAUCCUGGAGGAACACCUCCCAGUCCUUAAGGCCAAAUUGACAGAAAUGCGUGGGAUCUACACCAAAGUGGACCGGCUAGAGAAGUCGCCUGCACCGGUGCCCUUGACGUACGAGCUGCCUGCACUGUAUAGGACGGAGGACUAUUUUCCUGUGGACGCUGGGGAGGCCCAGCGCCGCCCCCGCACCUGCCCUCCGCCUCUGUGAGCUUCGCGCUCUUCCCCUCAGGAACGCUGAAAGUGGCACCGUGUACAUGGAGUAGCUUGGGUUUGUUUUUUUUUAUUUUUUUUUUAUUUUUUUGUGUUGCUGUUUUAUUUUACAUUAAAAAAAAAUUUUUUUUAACAAUGUAGAGAUAGGGUCUCACUAUGUUGUCCAGGCUGAGCUCAAACUCUUGGGCUCAAGGGAUCACCUGCCUUGGCCUCCCAAAGUGCUGGGAUUACAGGCAUGAGCCACAUUGCCUGGCCAGCAUUUUUCUGUUGGGGUAACUCUUGCGAUUUUGUUUUUUAUGAGACACCUGUCACCGAGGCUGGAGUAUAG
Messenger RNA from Saimiri boliviensis boliviensis (Bolivian squirrel monkey), 901 nucleotides. RefSeq names its product breast carcinoma amplified sequence 4 (gene BCAS4). NCBI's taxonomy places the organism in Eukaryota, Metazoa, Chordata, Mammalia, Primates, Cebidae. Gene Ontology annotation, cellular component: BLOC-1 complex. The record is from RefSeq and is a predicted model, not a curated record.